Protopterus annectens (West African lungfish) is the source of this 4919-nucleotide messenger RNA. RefSeq names its product mitogen-activated protein kinase kinase kinase 5 (gene MAP3K5). Lineage: Eukaryota; Metazoa; Chordata; Ceratodontiformes; Protopteridae. The transcript is spliced from 29 exons. Gene Ontology annotation, molecular function: ATP binding; MAP kinase kinase kinase activity. The record is from RefSeq and is a predicted model, not a curated record. Gene Ontology annotation, biological process: MAPK cascade; protein phosphorylation; cellular response to stress. The coding region runs from base 843 to 4919 and encodes 1358 amino acids.
CGCAAGGGCUGUCUGCGUUCUCCUACAGGCCGCUUGGCUAGCUAAUAGCACCUCGCCAAGAGUCUCAGCGGAGGAUUAAAACUCCUGGCUAUUUUUCGUUGUAACAAUUUCUUUAAAGUUUAUAAUUCAAAGUUUUGGGAUUUCCACGUGCGCACUGCAUGAAAUACGUCAACGACAACGCGUCUUACAAAACGUAGUAAGAUAAAGGGCGGGAUUGGUUUAUCAUAGUGAUAUGUUGUUUGUUUCCAAAGUUGUGGAACCAGAGGGCUAGUUGUAAAGCUGUUGACAACUGUCCGCUUUUCAAUUGUCAGGUCUUAAAAAUGACCCAGUCAAUUACUUUGUAAAGAAGUCGGAAAGUUUCUCAGACACAGAAAGGCUGGUGAGAAAAGGGACACUGUGAAGCUCCCAGUGGCUUGGACGAAAUUUCACGUAAGAUUGGGAGAAAGUAGGCAGAAACCAGACAUCCGGAAAAGUACAGGAAUCGAAUUCCACUACACAGUAGUAUUAACAGCAGCAAUGUAAAACAUAAAAAUGCAAGUCAUCCUAACAACACUUAAACGCGGCAAAUUCAGAUGGAAGUAAAGGUGUGGGGACCUUUGUAUGAACCUUAAACACUGUAACCAGUUUUCCAAAGUCACCCCACUGUUUGCUCGACGGUCUGUUUUCUUGUUUAACCAUAAGGUGGUGCUUUAAGCUUUGGUUUGAGGGUGCCUAAGCUUGUACAGAAGCUGUAAGGCUGCAUCGUAAAAUAGUUACAUUUACCUGUCGGUGGUAUAAAAAUGUGUUCUGUCAGCAGUAUUUAAGAAAGGAAGGACUCUUAAAAUAUUGGAAGCUUAAACGCUAUGCUUCUACAUACCCCUCUUUCCCCAGAGGUGGUAGCAAACAUGGACGACACCACUCAGGAUAACGAUGGUCUGUUGCUUUUUGCCAUUGAUCCAGAAGAACCUGGUGCUGUUGGAGGACAGGAGGCUGGUAGUGGUUCCUUAUACAUUUCUGUAGUUGGUAGCAGUGGCACUACUGUUCAAGGAGCAAGUAGCAGCGAAGCACUGGUCCAUGCAAACGCGGGUGGUCGAGUGUCAGUCUCUGCUGCAGGCACCUAUUGGCAUUCUACGCGCAGCGAUACGUUAGGUGGCCCAUUGGCUACAGGGACCUGUGGCCGAGGUAAAUGCAAACUUGUGUCUGUGGCAUAUGUGGCAGGUGAGAUGACUCCUCUGUCCUCAGCUGAGCAGCUGGCACUACAGUGUUUGCAGGAGGCUUGCGAAAGUAUGGGGGCCAGUCUAGAAACUGUGCAGUUUGGGAAGCUGGACUUCGGCGAAACCACUGUGCUGGAUUUGUUCUACAAUGCUGAUAUUGCCGUGGUAGAGAUGACUGAUGCAUUUCGACAGCCAUCUUUGUUUUACCAUCUUGGAGUGAGAGAGAGCUUCAGUAUGGCUAACAAUGUUAUUUUGUAUUGUGACACAAAUUCAGAGACCCUACAGUCUUUGAAGGAAAUCAUCUGUCAGAAGAAUACUGUGUGCACCGGCAACUAUGUAUUCAUCCCAUAUAUGGUGACACCACUUAACAAAGUGUAUUGCUGCGAAAGCAGUUUCAUGAAAGGACUGACUGAGCUUAUGCAGCCGAGUUUGGAGUUGUUGCUGGGACCAAUCUGUUUGCCAUUGGUGGAUCGAUUUGCACAGCUGCUUAAAGAUGCACAGUCAAGCUCCUGCCAGCAUUUCCGAGAAACCGUUCUUAAUGACAUCAGAAAGGCACGGGAACUCUGCUCGGAGAAAGAACUGGCUGCAGAGCUUGCAAGGAUACGCCAGCGUUUGGACAAUGUUGAGCUGUUGUCGUCUGACAUUGUUAUUAAUUUGUUGCUUUCUUACAGAGAUAUCCAGGAUUUUGAUGCUAUUGUGAAUCUAGUGGAGACUCUGGAGAAACUUCCAACAUAUGAUUUGGUGUCUCAUCAUCAUGUGAAAUUUCACUAUGCAUUUGCAUUGAGCCGAAGAAACAUGCCUGGUGACGGAGAGAAAGCCCUGGCCAUAAUGCUUCCUUUAGUGGACUGUGAAGAACAAGCACCUUCUGAUAUGUAUUGCCUUGUAGGACGGAUCUACAAAGACAGAUUUUUGGAUUCAGGAUAUAUUGAUAUCAAGAGCCGGGAUAGUGGAAUACAGUGGUUCCACAAAGCCUUCGAACUGGAGCCCACCCUACAUUCAGGAAUCAAUUAUGCUGUUCUUCUUCUGGCAGCAGGACACCAAUUUGAUACUUCUUUCGAACUACGGAAAGUUGGAGUGAAACUAAGCAGUUUGCUUGGUAAAAAGGGAAGUUUGGAGAAAUUACAGAGUUAUUGGGAUAUCGGAUUUUUCCUGGGUGCAAGUAUCCUGGCUAAUGAUCAUGUCCGAGUGAUCCAGGCAUCAGAGAAGCUCUUCAGGACAAAGGCACCUGCCUGGUAUCUCAAGUCCCUGGUAGAAACUAUCCUGAUCUAUCAGCACUUCAAGAAACAAGGCCCAGAACAGCAUGUGACCAAGCAAGAGUUGGUGGAUUUUUGGAUGGACUUUCUUGUUGAAGCCACAAAAAAAGAUGUUGCAAUCAUUCGUUUUCCGGUUUUAAUCCUAGAGCCAACUAAAAUUUAUCUACCUUCCUAUCUUUCCAUAAAUAAUGAGGCUGAAGAGAAAACUGUGUGUAUUUGGCAUGUUUCCCCUGAAGAUAUGAAAGGUAUCCAUGAGUGGAACUUUACUGCCACCUCCAUCCGAAGUGUAAGCAUUUCAAAAUAUGAUGAGCGCUGCUGUUUCCUUUAUGUUUUGCACAACACUGAUGAUUUCCAGAUUUAUUUUUGCACAGAACUUCAUUGCAGAAGGUUUUAUGAAAUGGUAAAUACCAUAAUAGAAGAAGUUGGGAAAAGCACAGAUGAUAAUGAAUUUGAUGGAGAAGGACUGGAGUACGACUAUGAAUAUGAUGAAAAUGGAGAUCAAGUAAUCCUAGGCAAGGGGACAUAUGGCAUUGUUUAUGCAGGGAGAGAUGUGAGUAACCAAGUUCGAAUAGCCAUCAAAGAAAUACCUGAGCGGGACAGCAGGUACUCCCAGCCGUUGCAUGAAGAGAUAGCACUUCAUAAGCACCUGAAACAUAAGAACAUUGUCCAAUAUUUGGGCUCUAUCAGUGAAAAUGGUUUCAUCAAGAUCUUUAUGGAGCAGGUCCCUGGAGGUAGUCUUUCUGCUCUCCUGAGGUCCAAAUGGGGACCUUUAAAGGACAAUGAACAGACUAUAGGCUUUUACACCAAGCAGAUACUUGAUGGAUUGAAGUACCUUCACGACAAUCAAAUUGCACAUCGUGAUAUCAAGGGAGACAACGUGUUGAUAAACACAUACAGUGGAGUACUUAAAAUUUCUGAUUUUGGAACCUCAAAGAGACUUGCUGGAAUUAACCCUUGCACAGAAACAUUUGCUGGAACACUUCAGUACAUGGCACCAGAAAUAAUAGACAAGGGUCCGAGAGGUUAUGGAAAACCUGCUGAUAUCUGGUCACUGGGAUGUACCAUCAUUGAAAUGGCUACAGGAAAACCUCCUUUUUAUGAACUUGGAGAACCCCAAGCUGCCAUGUUCAAGGUGGGGAUGUUUAAAAUUCACCCUGAAAUCCCAGAAUCUAUGUCAGUAGAGGCCAAAGCCUUCAUUCUGCGUUGUUUUGAGCCUGACCCUGACAAGCGUGCUACUGCUGGAGAGCUUCUCACACACGAAUUCUUGAGGGUUACGAGCAAGAAAAAGAAGACUCAGCCCAAACUGACAGCUCUUUCCAUAGGCCCAAAUGAGUACCUUCGGAGUAUCUCACUUCCUGUUCCUGUAGUUGUGGAGGACACUAGCAGUAGCAGUGAAUAUGGCUCUGUUUCUCCUGAUACGGAUUUAAGUGUGGAUCCUUUCAUGUGUAAAGGAAGGGCAAAGUCUUGUGGUGAUAAAGAUGCAAAACUGCACAGAGCUUUGUUCCUCAGCAUACCAGAUGAAAAUUUUGAGGAUCAUAGUGCACCCCCUUCACCUGAUGAAAAGGAUUCAGGGUUCUUUAUGUUGAAGAAGGACAGUGAACGAAGGGCAACCCUGCACAAGAUACUAACUGAAGAUCAGGACAAAGUGGCAAGGAAUUUGCUGGAGGUUUUGGCCCAGGGAACAGAAGAAGUCAAAUUGAAGUGGGAACAUAUUAAAACCCUUGUUGCAAGUCUCAGAGAGUUUGUUCGGACACCAGAUCGCAAAAUUAUUGCUAGCACUCUGUCAAAGCUAAAACUGGAGCUGGACUUUGACAGCCAUGCUAUCAGCCAGGUGCAGGUGGUGCUGUUUGGUUUCCAGGAUGCUGUAAAUAAAGUACUGAGGACCCAUAACAUUAAACCACACUGGAUGUUUGCUUUGGACAACAUUGUUCGGAAGGCAGUGCAGACUGCAAUAACCAUUCUGGUUCCUGAACUGAGACCCCAUUUCAGUCUUGCUUCUGAAAGUGAUCCUGCUGAUCAAGAUGAUGUUGAAGAAGAGGAGGAGUCUCAUAAACAACAGCAGCAGAAUGAAGCCAUCCAUCGGCCCAUAGCUGUGAAUGAAGAUGCAGUACCUACGUCAGGUGUGAGCACGCUCAGCUCCACUAUGUCUCAUGACUCCCAAAACAUUCAGAGGUCUCUUACUGUGCAGCUGGGAAGGUUGAAACUGGAAACAAACAGACUGCUGGAGGAACUCGUACAGAAGGAGAAAGAGUACCAAACACUACUGCAACAAGCUAUUGAAGACAAAGAUCAAGAGAUAAGAAGAAUGAAGAUGAAAGCUCAGAAAACAGAUAUCCCUGCCCUUUCUGCGAGCCACUUACAGUCAUUUUCCAGGAAUGCUGGUGAUCCGCAGCUGGUUGACUGGCUAAGAGAACAUGGAGCAGAUGAUUAUACAAUAGACAGGCUUAAUCCUGCUUUAAGCAGAACAGAAUAG